CAGUGGUAAACAGACGUCAGAAGGGAGUCUUCGCCUCGAGUCAAAACAAAACAAAACAAAACAAGUCAAAAAGACUGCGAAUGAGUGAAUAUUCAGGCCGUAACGACGACAGGAACCCCCGCCGAACUCACCGCUGACCUGAAGCGGAAACUUGAAGGGAGUUGUGUGACGGUUUUCGCGGACUUUUCCACGGAUUGUAAACUCUGGAGUAGCAGCAGCUUAACCAGCUAACGUUGCUGUCGUGCGUUUUUCAAAGUGCGGCGAGUGAAGUGGGGAGCUUCAUCCGGAGCUCGGAGGACACCCAGCUUCACCCAUCAGCCGGGGACACGCUUCGUGGUUGUUCGUUUGCUUUACCGACACAUCGGGCGAAGAUCGGCCGAGCUGCGGGCCGCGGUCGAAGGAGGAGUUUUGUGCGAGCAUCGUGUGCCGCGGCAGGAGUGUGGAGAAACAUGGCAGAUGGUUACAUGCGCCUGCCCGCAAUGUGGCGGCGGAACGGUCAGACCUAAAGCACGGACUUUACUCACCUCCUCUCCGCCGUCUUCACAUUUGUACUCACUCAUCACGACUAAAACCAUCACCGUCGUCCGCCUUUCUCGAAUCUCUGCGGUUGUUUUGUGGAUUUAAUUAAAGGCCACAGCUGUUUUUUUAAACUUAAAAGACAGUGGAUGUUCGGAUAAUCUGGCGUUUUUUACUCUUUCACUCACCGGACUGGCUUUUGACUGUUUUGGGGGGUCAUUUUGGUUUUAUUUUAUGUUAAUUUAAUUUAAAGUUUGUUUGUGGUUUUUUUGGAGACGCUCAGACACCACGUUGUUUACUAGUGGAGACGGAGAGGCGGGCUUAAUCCCUGUUUGUACACUUUACAGUAUAAAAAAAAUCUCCCGAAUUUUAACAUUUUAACAUAUACCUAAUUUGAUACAUCAGGUACAAAACUCAUUGUAAUGUUUUUAUUGUAAAUUGUUACCCAUUGACUCCUUGUAAUGCACUUUUGCAUCAUUUUCCCACUGACAAUUUAGAGAUUUGGAAAAUGUAUUGAUAUUUUAUAGAUAUCAAGAUCGAAUAAUCAAGAAAAUAUCUGAUUAAUGUGUUAUGAUAAUUGUUAGUGGCAGUCAUAAUUGACAAAUAUUUAGACAUUUUGUUUAUGGAUAGCAUUUGUAAUAUUUUAUAUUCAAAUCCUUGGUUCCUUGAUUAACCCAGACUGUGCAGAUCCAGAUGUUUUGCUGCUCGCUGCCACUCUACAGUCACUUUUGUUUUUUUUAUUUCCAUUCAAACAAAGAGACAUCUCAGUCCUCAUUCAUUCUAUAUAAAUCGGAAGCUUUAUGAUAGUUACUAUUAAGGAGAUUAUUUGGGUUCCCUAAUCUCCAAUCUGAGGAUUACCCGAGGCUGUUGGUGUGUCCAGAUUAUUACGUCUCUACUUUAGGCCCCUCAGUGGGUGAAGCAUCUUGUUUUGUGUCAGCAAGUUUUUGUUUGUUUGUUUUGUUUUUUUGAAGCAUCAUCCACUCAAAGUUAACUUUAAUUUUUAAAGGUGGAUGUUGUAAGUGGCUGCCGUCUUUGUGUUUGAGUGUAAAUCCAGCGGACAGUCAUGGAGGAGUCAUCGGUGCCCCCGAUUGACCCAGAUUUUGAGCCACAGAGCAGACCCCGCUCCUGCACGUGGCCGCUGCCCAGACCAGACAUCUCCACUGUCAAAGCGGAGGGCGCGGAUGGCGCCGAGUCCGCCGCCGGUACACCGCCCGCCGACGAGGACAAGCCCGAGCCACAGCAAAUCACGUCCGAGCCCGAGAAGGCGGCGGCGGCGGCCGAGGGCGGAGUCGUGGCCGGUGUAGGCGGAGCCGGCGCGACACCAAGGAAAGGCUCGUCCCGGCGCAACGCGUGGGGGAACCAGAGCUACGCGGAUCUGAUCUGCCAGGCCAUCGAGGACUCACCUGAGAAGAGGCUGACCCUGGCACAGAUCUACGAGUGGAUGGUGAAGACAGUGCCUUACUUCAGAGACAAAGGGGACAGCAACAGCUCAGCAGGCUGGAAGAAUUCCAUCCGCCACAAUCUAUCACUCCACAACAAGUUCCUGAGGGUACACAAUGAGUCGACAGGAAAGAGCUCCUGGUGGAUGCUCAACCCAGAAGGAGGGAAGACUGGGAAAGCUCCUCGUCGUCGAGCCGCCUCCAUGGACAACAGCAGUAAACUGCUGAAGAGCCGCAUGAGGGCCAAGCAGACAAAGAAGCAGGCGGGAGCGGCCGGCCUCGCCAGUGCCGGAGGGACACUGCAAGGUGACGGGAGCACGGGCUCAGCGGGUGCAGACAGCCCGAAUUCGUCCCAGCAGUUUCCCAAAUGGGGGGUCAACAGCAGUAGCCCAUCAUCUCGUGGCAGCCUGGACGACACUGACAUGUGGACCACUUUCCGUCCACGCACAAGCUCUAAUGCCAGCACCCUGAGUGGACGUCUGUCCCCCAUUGCCCCUGGACAGGAGGAUGACGACAGCCUGCCCGAGGAUGGGCUGCUUGGAAGAUACCCUGCCAGGAGCUUGACCCCCACACUCACUGAAACCCUCAUGGAGGAACUGGAUCUGAUCGACGGCCUCACGUUGAUGCAGGGAGGGGCCAGUCCCAGCACAGCCCCACCAGCACCUCCCACUCCACUGCCGUCCGCCUCCACACUGCUGCCCCGAGGAUCCAGCUUCUCCUCCUUCCAUCAGCUGCAGUCGUCUAACCUUCCGCAGGCCCCCACCCACAACCAAACCCAGACCCAGGCUUCCAUCUCCCAGUGUGGACCUAGCAGCAAAGAGCCAUCCACCUUCAGCAACUCCCUCUUCAACCCCAUGUCCGGCUCUGGCUCUCGCGGGAGCGGUCACUACAGCAGCCAUGUGCCCUCCAGUCUGGAGGCACUGCUCACCUCUGACUCCCCUCCUCCGAGCGAUGUCCUGAUGACCCAGGUGGAUCCCAUCAUGCCCAGUCCCGGAAGGGUAGGCCUGAUGGGUUUGGGUUCAUCUGUGGUGGGUGUGAGGUCCAAACCCAAUCAGCUGCUCUUAGGUAAAGGGCUAGAGCCAAACACAGUGGCCCCCAUGGCUCUGCAGACUCAGAUGCAGCCACAGCAGCAGCACCACUUGCACCAGCACUCACCACAACAACAACAACAACAACAACAACAACAACAACAACAACAACAACAACAGCAUCACUCUCACAUGGGGCUGGGGAUGAUCCUCUCAGGUAUGUCUCAGGACCCAUCACAGCUCUCGGUGCUUAAAGCCCAGCAUGCCACGAUGCCAGCACUGGGCUCUCUUCAUGGAGGGCACGGCGUGGGUCCGCAGGUGAUGGGUCACUUUGGAGCUCCAUCCUUCCUCCCCACCGGUCAGGACCGACUGCCCACAGAUUUGGACAUAGAGAUGUUCACGGAAAACCUGGAUUGUGACGUGGACUACAUCAUCAACAGUGACCUCAUGGACGGAGAUGGCCUUGACUUCAACUUUGACCCCAUAUUGCCUGGUACCCAAAGCUAUGCAGGCCCGGCCACCACACAAGGCUCCGCUCACAACUGGGUCCCCAGCUAAUUCUUCAGCUGACCACAAGAAGCCAGGAAGUGAUCUCCACUGAAGAAGAGCUCACCAUACGACUAAACGACCGGUGCAUCCCUCCUCCCUGGUGGCUGACAGACGCGACACUUCCACUUGGAUUUUAAAACCAGACCUCACUCACGUCAUGUGCCAACACAUGCAGAGGACAGGGAGGAGAUGCAGCUACUUAUGCACACAUUCUCCUUUCUUUCUGUUUUUUUGUAACAACAGUUUGGCUGCUAGCCAUUUUUACCUUUUGAAUCCUUACUGAUCAUUGUUUUGAGACGUGUGAAAAAAAAAAUGCUUUUAAGAGUUAUAAAAAAAAAUCAUGAGCUUCCCACUGCAGGGAGUUUAUGGUACAGUUAUGUUUCACCACGAUAGCUUUAGGGCCGAUAUGGUACCCCCCACUGGUUCUGAAGACUUGGCGGACUGAGAGUGUGUGGAGAAAUGGCCAGUUUCCCCAUCAGCGCUUUCGCACGAAUUGCCAGACCAAAAUGCUGUUUGAUCGUCGUCUGACGUGACUCUGCUGCACCAGCUCCUCUCCUCCAGAGGAAAACGAAAUAAGAACUCUGAGGACGUGCAACUGUGUUGUGAUGAGGUGAAAAAAGAUUUAACAAAAAAAAAAAAAAAGACUGGACGACUCUAGAUGUAAAAUGUUUGCGUGAACAUUGGCGACACAUCUUCGGACUCCCUUUAGAGAAAACAAAGUUCAAACGUUAGUUUAAAGACUGAUUGUUUUUUUUUUUAGUUAAAGAAACUAGACACUUAACUGUGGUUUAAAUAAAAAGAAAAAAAGACAAACAGCGAAACAUUUCACUCAUCUGAACUUGGACAGUCCUAAUAACAGUUAUUUGUGUUAUACCUCUCAUAGUGAUAUACACUAUAUUAAACUAUCAUAACAUUUUACAACAUUUUUUUAUAUAUAUAUAUAUAAAUAAAUAUAUACAUAUAUAUAUUGCUGUUGAAGAACAUUGUUGUUUUUAUCAUCUAGAUCUAAUUUGGUGGUUUGGCAGUUAGGAGGGGAUGUAUUUGCAGUUUGGCAUUUUUCAAUCCAGUGUGUUUUGGUAGAUUUCGAGUUUGAGGGUGUUUUUCUUCCCCUCUUAAUUUUUUUUGUUUUUUUUUUUCACUCCCUGACGUGCAGUUAAACUAAAAAAAAAAGAAUGAAGAAAUGUGAUUUGUGACAUACAAGGGGCAUUCAAGGGUAAAUUUAUUUGCCAACAAGUGAUUGGUUGGCCAAGUAUUAUUACAUUGUCUUACGCAGCAAUAUGCCUCCAAUGUCAAAUGGUCUGAUUUAUUUUUCUUCUUGUUUUUUGUUUUCUUUGCUGUGCAUUUUCAAGGCACUUAUUAGGUUUCCUGGGACACAGGGACCCCGAACUUAGAGAAUACAUCCACUUUAAGGGUUGUACCAUUUCAUUAUGAAAGAAAUAUGUAUUUUUUAAAAGAGGAAAAAAUUUACAAAUUGCAUAUGUACAUGUUGUCACGCUAUGCAGAUUUACUAUCAGGAGAACAAAAUGGAAUCUUGAAGGAAAUUUGAAAGAAAAAACAAACAAAUGGCUCCUUGAAGGGUUUUGCUAUUUAAGAUUUUCCCUGAUAUUUUUUUGUCAAAGGUGUGGGUGCUUCAUGUCACGAUUAUCCUCUCACACGUCAAUUAUCAAGAAAUUAAAAUCACUGUGUGAGACGUACAACAACAAAAGAAAGAAUAUAUUUGAUUAUAGUUUUAAUAUACAAUUUAGUCAGAGGUAACAAAUGAGAUAUUAACACAUAUAAAUAUAUUAGUAAUGAUGAUUCUUUCUUUUGGAAACUUUUGCAGAUGAUUUUUAACGGUAAUUUUCUAUACUUUUUAUUUUUGUACAGGAUGAGAUGCAUGUAGAGUUUUUUUUACAUAACCAAAGGAACACUAAUAUUUGCAUUCGCAUGGCAUUUAUGGAGCGCUUCGCCCCGACACAGUCUCUCCAUGUACAUAAGCUUUGCAAGAGUCGCCUUUAAACAUUAAAUCUGAGUUAGAACGAUGCGUUAACACGAGACCCCCCUUUUUUUAUAUCUAAAAAAAACAAAUCCCUAUGACCUGCUUCAUUUCCUGCAUUAAUUGUGAACCUUUUUUCUUUUGUCUUUUCUCUAAAUAACAAAAACUCUGUGCUGUCGUGUGGCACGAUCAUAAACAAACCUCCGCCGUGCCGCCUUCUCAUCUCAAAACAAGACUAAUGCAACCGUUACCUCUCAGGGCCACUCGGAAGAAAACACGACUCUGCACAGAUGUGAUCUGAAAACAUGACAAAAGUCUCUUUUCUUUUCUUUUCUACACAUUUUCUCUGACUGGAAACAAAUGCGCCACAUCUUAUGUUUUGUUUCCCUGGAGACGAAGAAAGAGAUAGAAUCAUGUCAUGUCACAUCUCUCCAGUCGUGUCUAUCAGUACCAGCCUGUCCAAUGUUUUUCUGUUUUUAAUAACUGCCAACAUUCAAAACACUAUAGCAUGAUGUUAAUCUGUAGCAGGACACACGUGAUUCUGCGAUUUCUCCUUCCCCUGCCCAUUUUAGAAUGUUCUGUUUGUGUGUAAAUGAAUUUGUUCAUAAUGUCAGAACAUCCCAGCAGUUAAAUUCUUCAUAUUCAUCAUUUCACUGUAGCUAUGUGAAUAUGUUAGCCUCUGGUUUAUAUAAAGCAAGCUCUCUUUUCCCCCCCUCUUUUACUCUUAUCAUUAUUAAUAUUAUUAUUAUUAUUGUUGUUAUUGUUGUUUUAAAGGUGCUAGAUGUCAUUUCUGACACAUCCUGGAGAAGGCCGUGACACAGUGGGUGCAAGUCAGGGCCUUUGCAUUUUCUGUAUUCAGAACAAAGAUCUUGAUUUGGUGUGAUGGCAGAAGUUGGCACGCAAUAGUCCUCUUCUAUUUUUUUUUUAAAAUUAAUUUAAAUAUCUAUAUAUUAAAAAAAAAUCCCCCAAAUCAAUGGACCAGCUUGUUGAAACUGCAUGAUUUUCUUAUGAUUUGAAUUUUUACUUUAGGUCGUUACUCGACUGUUUGUUCCUCACUAACGGUCAGGUGUUGGAAAUAUUACGUACAGACUGACAGGACAGACUCAGUGUAGCGUGUAAACGUGGUUGGUUUGUGAAAACCAGCUGUUUCAGGCUUAAAUGCGUCUAGUUUACUGUUACCACCUUUAAAAAAAGAAAAAAAGGGCAGAUGUGGUAUUAUGACUUCCCCUGUAUCUUCCCUUCUAUGUAAUAACAACUAUCUACAUAUUUGUUUUUUGUUAAAGUAGCAGUUAGUCCCUGUAUAUUUGCUUUGAAAAUUUUAAAAAUUGCCCCCCUUUGAUACAGUAUUUUAGUGUUUUGGUUCUGGGUUUACUCUGUUUAUUUCUUUUUUUUUUUCAUAGGGACGGGUGGGGUGGGCCUAAAUUGUGCAUAUGCCAAUUAUGUUUAUAUUUUUUGAUUAAAUGUGUUACAUUUUUUGUUUUUCUUUUCUUCUUCUCCCUCCCCCCUCUUCAGUCUUCUUCUUUCUUGACACAUUGUAAAGUCAGAGCCAGAGAUGACAGACAGUUCUGAACAUCAGAAACAAACUCAAUAAACAGUUUAACCCAC
Solea solea (common sole) is the source of this 7112-nucleotide messenger RNA. RefSeq names its product forkhead box O4 (gene foxo4). The transcript has 3 exons. Gene Ontology annotation, molecular function: RNA polymerase II cis-regulatory region sequence-specific DNA binding; DNA-binding transcription factor activity, RNA polymerase II-specific. Bases 1580 to 3541 code for a protein of 653 amino acids. Gene Ontology annotation, cellular component: nucleus. NCBI's taxonomy places the organism in Eukaryota, Metazoa, Chordata, Actinopteri, Pleuronectiformes, Soleidae. Gene Ontology annotation, biological process: regulation of transcription by RNA polymerase II. The record is from RefSeq and is a predicted model, not a curated record.